Messenger RNA from Hypoxylon trugodes, 1212 nucleotides. RefSeq lists its product as uncharacterized. The transcript is spliced from 4 exons. The record is from RefSeq and is a predicted model, not a curated record. Bases 1 to 1212 code for a protein of 403 amino acids. NCBI's taxonomy places the organism in Eukaryota, Fungi, Ascomycota, Sordariomycetes, Xylariales, Hypoxylaceae.
AUGGCUACUGGCGCGACGCCGCCCCUAAGCUCCUAUGAGGACGACCGUGGACCGAAUUUCCGUGCCUAUAUUGAGGCCCUCACAGUUAUCGCCUUAAUAGCGACUGCUCUUCGAUUUUGGUCUCGAUCUCUUCAUACGCCUCAUGGGAGACAAAAUUACCGCUUCUGGUGGGACGACUGGUUCGCUUUAGCUGGCGCGACAACCCUCAUAGGCCAGUUCGCUGUGACUAUUCUGUCAGUAGAAAACGGACUUGGUCGUCAUCUCUGGGCCUUAUCUGAACAACAGUUGGAUUCGGUUCUUAAGUUGCUAUGGGUGGUUUAUUGGGUAUACGACGCCACACUAUUGUUAACCAAAGCAUCCGCUCUUCUCUUUCUCACGAGGAUCUUUCAUCACCACAAGAAAACAGAAUGGUUCAACGUACUCGUAUUAAUAACGCAUGGCCUCAACGUCGCGUGGUUCCUCGGAAUUAUAAUUGCGACAAUCCUUUUUUGCAACCCAAUCGAAAGGAAUUGGAAGCCGACAGUUCCUGGAACUUGUGGGAUACAGAACAACCUCUACCUAGGAAGUGCAAUUCCUAGCGUUUCAAUCGAUUUUAUCAUUUUAAUAUUACCUCUGCCGAAGGUUUGGCACCUCCAUACCAGCCCUGCCAGGAAAUGGGGCAUCAGUCUUGUCUUCGCCUUAGGAUACGGUGUGAUUGUUGCGUCACUUGGACGCCUCAUUACCGUCUUAAAGGAGAGUGCCGCUUUGAACACGGAUAUCACCUAUAAGGGCAUCGAUAUAUUUUACUGGACUUGGGCCGAAUCGCCCGUUACAAUUCUCGGUAUCAGCCUGCCUGCUAUGCUGCGCUUGAGUUACUAUUUGAGCCAAACUUACAUGCAACCUCUGUUGACUAAAUUUUCUUAUUUGCUUUCUCGAAGCACACUGCGAAGCCGUUCUGGCAAUUUCUCGUAUUUAAGUAACACCCAAGACCCCAUACAAGGCGUCCAUUUAAUUUCAAAUAACGCUUCCGGGUCUAUUCAUAUAUCAGAUAAUAAAUUCGACGCUCUGCCCUCAAGUGGUAUCAGGGGGGACGUGUUGCACCUAUCCGACAAUCAACAGAAUUAUACCGCGCAUAUAGACUGUGGCCGACUAGAUAGGCCUGAGAGUAGCACAUUGCCGAAUGACUCAAUUCGGGUUGAGAGUGAUGUCCAAGUUAGUCGACAAGGGCUCUAG